AUGGCAAGUUCAGCACUGAAGAAGUUCGCCACCGGACCGCCCGACGCCAGAAGAGAGGAGAUCAUCCGCCUCUGCUCCACUGGCCGCGUCAAGGAGGCUCUCCACCGCCGCUUCCGCGAGGGCCUGUGGUCGGAGCCUGGCCUCUUCUCCCAUAUCUUCCGGGCAUGCCGCGCCCUCCCGCUCCUCCGCCAGCUCCACACCUUCGCCGCCACGUCCGGCGCCGCCAACGACCGGUUCACGGCGAACCACCUCCUCCUCGCCUACGCCGACCUGGGCGACUUCCCCGCCGCGCGCGCUCUGUUCGACAGAAUCCCUAAGCGGAACAACGGUGACCUGGAGACCGCGCGGAAGCUGUUCGACGAAAUGCCCGCCAGGAACGUGGCGACGUGGAAUGCCAUGGUUGCUGGACUCACCAACUCGGGACUCAACGAGGAGAGCCUGGGAUUCUUCCUUGCCAUGCGGAGCGAGGGAAUGCAGCCUGAUGAGUUUGGGCUCGGGAGCUUGUUCUGGUGCUGUGCCGGGCUCAGGGACGUUGUGCCCCGGCGGCAGGUCCACGCGUACGUUGUGCGGUCUGGACUCGACUGGGACAUGUACGUUGGGAGCUCGUUGGCGCAUAUGUAUAUGCGGUGUGGUUUUCUUCAAGAAGGGGAGGCUGCUCUCCGAUUACUGCCUUUGCUUGACAUUGUGUCAUGCAAUACCAUAAUCGCUGGAAGAACACAGAAUGGAGACUCGGAAGGGGCGCUCGAGUAUUUCUGCAUGAUGAGAGGUGCUGGUGUGGAAGCAAAUGCAGUCACAUUCGUCAGCGCCAUUAGUUCUUGCUCGGACUUGGCAGCUCUUGCACAAGGUCAGCAGGUCCAUGCACGGGCUAUCAAAGCCGGAGUUGACAAGGUUGUGCCAGUCAUGACUUCUCUUGUGCAUAUGUAUUCUCGAUGCGGGUGCUUAGGUGACUCGGAAAGGGUUUGCCUUGGGUAUAGCGGUACAGAUUGUGUCCUUUGCAGUGUGAUCAUCUCAGCCUAUGGAUUCCAUGGGCACGGACAAAAGGCAAUUAGUCUGUUCAAACAGAUGAUAGCUGGAGGUGCAGAACCCAAUGAGGUUACUUUCUUGACCUUGCUAUAUGCAUGCAGCCAUAGUGGUCUUAAAAAUGAAGGCAUGAGUUGUUUUGAGCUUAUGACUGAUACUUAUGGACUAAAGCCAAGUGUUAAACACUACACUUGUAUUGUGGAUCUUCUUGGACGUUCAGGUUGUCUAAAUGAGGCGGAGGACCUUAUCCUGUCAAUGCCCGUGCAACCUGAUGGGGUCAUAUGGAAGACACUACUGUCUGCAUGUACCCAGAAAAAUUUCGACGUGGCCAAGAGGAUAGCAGAACGUGUUAUUCGAGCUACCAGCCGCAGAUGGGAGGAUGUCAGUAAGGUAAGGAAAACCAUGAGGGAACAGAACGUGAGGAAAGAGCCUGGAGUUAGCUGGGUGGAGGUGAAGGGUCAGAUUCACCAAUUCUGCACCGGAGAUAAAUCCCAUUCAAGGCAAAGGGAGAUUGAUGAAUGUUUGGAAGAAAUGAUGACCAAGAUCAGACAAUGUGGAUAUGCACCGGACAUGAGCAUGGUUUUCCAUGACAUGGAGGAUGAGGAGAAAGAAGUUAGUUUGGCGCACCACAGUGAGAAGUUGGCUAUAGCAUUUGCUUUUCUGAGCUUACCUGAAGGAGUUCCUAUUCGGGUUAUGAAGAAUCUGAUGGGAUAA
Molecule: messenger RNA, 1734 nt
Organism: Miscanthus lutarioriparius
Lineage: Eukaryota; Viridiplantae; Streptophyta; Magnoliopsida; Poales; Poaceae
Source: the annotation of a GenBank genome assembly